Molecule: messenger RNA, 824 nt
Organism: Pelobates cultripes (western spadefoot toad)
Lineage: Eukaryota; Metazoa; Chordata; Amphibia; Anura; Pelobatidae
Source: the annotation of a GenBank genome assembly
AUGUACAUGGUGGAUAUCACCCUGGUGCUCGUGGAGCCGGAGCCCGGGGAGGAAGAGCUGUCCUGGAUGGAGGUGGAUGAGGGGGGUGGCCCCCGGGAGCCGGAUCAGGGGCCGGUGAGCCGGGCAGUAAGGAGGGCUGCGAUAAGCAGUCUGUGGCUUUCUUUGUGGUCUACAAUGGAUACAGCAGCUGGGAUGCCCCACAUUUCAUUCAGGAUCACCUGUGGGGCUUCAUCCGCAAACAGAAAGGCUUCAUGUCCCAGGAGUCUGAGAAGAUGUGCACCGCCAUCCGCAGGAGUUCGUGGCUUGUCACCAUGCUAUGUGGAAGAAACUGCGUGAGUACCCAGGGCACACUGUGUAUGGCUGGCAGGGGGGGCAUACUCUAUGGCUCGCAGGUGUGGCACACUGCAUGGCUAGCAGGGGGCACACUGGGUAUGGCUGGCAGGGGGACACACUGGGUGUGGCUGGCAUUGGGGGCGCACUGGGCAUGGCUGGCAUUGGGGGUGCACUAUGAGGUAUGGCUGACAUUUGGCUUACUAGAAAAAUCACACACAGAGUGUGGCAAAGGUAAUCCAGGAGCUGCUAAGCAGGGUCGUACUCAUCCUCCUUCCUGGCCCUGUGCGCAGGAUUGUAAAGACACACUAGAUGACCCAUUGUCCUCAGACACACAUAGUGCUAUCAUUAUACUGAGUUUUGUUAAUUUCCUUGUUUCCUUUGUGGUAAAGUGAGUUGUCUUUCAUGGACAGUUUUCUCUUCAGGUCAGUGGAAGCCGCUCGCGUUCUGCCACCCGGAAGUAUCUUGGUGCCUAUUGUUUACAAACAUUCUGA